Camelina sativa (false flax) is the source of this 1056-nucleotide messenger RNA. The record is from RefSeq and is a predicted model, not a curated record. NCBI's taxonomy places the organism in Eukaryota, Viridiplantae, Streptophyta, Magnoliopsida, Brassicales, Brassicaceae.
AUGUCUUUGUAUAUUCUCGUUCUCUUCCUCGUCCUAGUCUUCGUCCCGUUAAUAAGUUCAGCACCACCUCCAAAUUUAACGAAAGAUUAUUACCAGAAAACGUGUCCCGAUUUUAGUAAAAUCGUACGUGAAACCGUGACACCAAAGCAAGGUCAGCAGCCGACGACAGCUGGUGGAACGCUCCGUCUCUUUUUCCAUGAUUGUUUCUUGGAAGGAUGCGAUGCUUCUGUCCUAAUCGCUACAAAUUCUUUCAACAAAGCCGAACGCGAUGAUGACCUCAACGAGUCACUCCCUGGAGAUGCGUUUGACAUUGUGACACGCAUCAAAACCGCUCUUGAAUUGUCUUGUCCCGGUGUGGUAUCUUGCGCAGACAUCCUGGCUCAGGCCACACGUGACCUUGUCACAAUGGUUGGUGGGCCUUUCUAUGAAGUCAAAUUGGGCCGUAAAGAUGGUCGUGAGUCGAAAGCCCAUAAAGUCAAAGGAAAUCUACCUUUAGUGAACCAGUCCGUUCCCGACAUGUUAUCGAUAUUCAAGAAGAAUGGUUUCACUCUAAAGGAGCUGGUUGCGUUAAGCGGAGGGCAUACGAUCGGAAUCUCACACUGCAAAGAGUUCAGCAACCGGAUAUUCCCGAAGACUGAUCCAGGACUCGACGCACGAUUCGCAGGCGUUCUUAGAAAUCUAUGCAAGAAUUACACGACCAAUAAGACGAUGGCGGCGUUUCUCGAUCCGGUGACACCGGCAAAAUUCGAUAAUAUGUAUUUCAAGAACUUGAAACGAGGGCUUGGACUGUUAGCUUCGGACCAAAUCUUGUUUAAAGACACUAGCACGAGACCGUUUGUGGAACUAUAUGCGAAUAAUCAGACGGCUUUCUUCGAGGAUUUCGCACGUGCCAUGGAGAAACUAGGCACGGUUGGUGUUAAAGGCGAAGGAGAUGGAGAGGUGAGACGCAGAUGCGAUCACUUCAACAAUCUUAACGUAUAAGUAACAUAAACAGAAGAACUUAAAUGAGUUCAGUUUUCUUUGUAUUAACUUUUGGAAUAAAAUGUAGUAGGUAUA